Molecule: messenger RNA, 1548 nt
Organism: Penicillium bovifimosum
Lineage: Eukaryota; Fungi; Ascomycota; Eurotiomycetes; Eurotiales; Aspergillaceae
Product: phenylalanine--tRNA ligase
Exons: 1
Coding region: 1-1548 (515 amino acids)
Biological process (GO): phenylalanyl-tRNA aminoacylation
Cellular component (GO): mitochondrion; cytoplasm
Molecular function (GO): ATP binding; phenylalanine-tRNA ligase activity; tRNA binding
Source: RefSeq, a predicted model, not a curated record
AUGAGGUUAUUCGCUACCGGCCGAGCUCUGCGUGCAAGCAGUGGCCGCUGGUUAAUUACCCCAACCAGACCUCAAACCGCCAUUCCCCGCUCCCUCCAAUUGAAGCCCAUCCUCACCCACGCCCGCGGAUGGAGCUCAACCACAGCUCGCCGAACAUGCGAACAGGAAACCACCACAGCUCCCAAAACACGCAAACAACAACCGACCCUCAAGAUCGAAGGCGACGUCUACCAAACUGACGAAUGGACCAAUACCCCCGACACAAUCCUCUCCCACGUCGGCCGCCGACUCUACCUUGACGACAACCACCCCCUCGCCAUCACUCGCAAGCUCAUCGAAAGCCAAUUCCCAGCCCCAACCUACGGCAACUACUCUGAGAAGAACCCAGUUGUUUCAACAAGGCUCAACUUCGACUUCCUCGGCUUCCCGCCGGACCACCCGGGCCGCAGCCGCACAGACACCUACUACGUGAACGACAAGACCGUACUGCGCACACACACAAGCGCACACCAGCAAGCCUACUUCCAGCAAAUCGCACGAAAUGAGAAAACCCGCCCCGAAGAAGUCGGCUACACCGUCAUCGCAGAUGUCUACCGUCGCGACGCAAUCGACCGCAGCCACUACCCGGUCUUCCACCAGAUGGAGGGCGCAAUGCUGUGGAAGCGGCCAGCAACGGACCCGCUGUCCGCAUCAUCCGAAACCGCGGCGAAGGUCCUGGCGGACCUAGAGAAGAUUCCGAGGCAUGACAUCGUUGUCGAGGAUCCGAACCCAACUAUUCAUCCCCAGCGCAACCCGCUGCAAUCAGCGCACCACAGUGCCGAGGAGGUCGAGGCUAUCGGUGCGCAUCUGAAGCGCUCGCUCGAGCGCAUGGUUAUCAAGGUCUUCACGGAGGCUAGCAAGGCCGCGGCGGCUAGUAGCGGUGCUGCCGGGGCUGAGCCGCUGAAGGUGCGCUGGGUUGAGGCUUAUUUCCCGUUCACCAGUCCGUCGUGGGAACUGGAAGUUUUUUGGCAGGGUGAUUGGCUGGAGAUUCUGGGGUGCGGUGUUAUCAAGCAGGAUCUGUUGAUUAAUUCGGACGUGCCGGACCACGUUGGGUGGGCGUUUGGACUGGGCAUUGAGCGGAUUGCGAUGCUUUUGUUUAAUAUCCCUGAUAUCCGUCUGUUCUGGUCGCGGGAUGAGCGGUUCUUGUCACAGUUCCGGGCUGGUGAGAUUGCGCGCUUUGAGCCUUUCUCGAAGCAUCCGGCUUGUUAUAAGGAUGUUGCUUUCUGGUUGCCUCCGGCCGCUGUGACGGGUGGUAGCAGUGCUGCUGGUGGUGCUGUGCCGUUCCAUGAGAAUGAUGUUAUGGAGAUUGUUCGGGGGAUUGGUGGGGAUCUUGUCGAGGAUGUUACUCUCAUUGAUGAGUUUACGCAUCCUAAGACUUCGCGCAAGAGCAUGUGCUACCGUAUCAACUAUCGGAGCUUGGAGCGGACUUUGACGAAUGAGGAGACCAAUGAGAUGCAUCUCAAGGUCCGGGAGAAGUUGGUCGGGGAACUUGGGGUUGAGCUCAGGUGA